This is a messenger RNA of Purpureocillium lilacinum, 3102 nucleotides long. RefSeq lists its product as uncharacterized. Gene Ontology annotation, cellular component: membrane; cell wall. Gene Ontology annotation, biological process: proteolysis. Lineage: Eukaryota; Fungi; Ascomycota; Sordariomycetes; Hypocreales; Ophiocordycipitaceae. Gene Ontology annotation, molecular function: serine-type endopeptidase activity. The record is from RefSeq and is a predicted model, not a curated record.
AUGUCCUCGCGGGGCACCAAUCCCACAAUCGAAUCACCUAGCGUACAGCUUCUUGACGAUGACGAUCCGUCAAUACAUCUGGAAGCACGGGGUACCAAUCCGAAGAUGGCAUCGCCCAAGCCCCGGCUCGUGUCAUCUCGAGGUACCGAUCCCGAGUCCAAGUUGCCCCAGGUGCAAGGGCUCGAAGACGAGGCCUCGUGGCCCGAUUCCCAUUUGAUGUUCUCUCGAGGAACGAACCCCAAAGCUGAAUCGCCCAGGUCGCAGCUAGUAGAGGACGAUGCUCCGGGUAUCCUGGCAUCACGGGGUACCAAUCCCAAAAUCGCGUCACCCAACUCCCAUGUCAUGACGUCGCGGGGCACGAAUUCCAAGGCCAAAUCACCAACGGCGCGUAUGCAUGAAGAUAACGGGGAUGCCCCGGAAGUUCUACGAGCACGAGGGGCAAAUCCCAAGAUCGCAUCGCCCAACUCCCAUCGUGCAUCCCCGCGGGGCACCAAUCCCAAACCGCCCGGAUCCCUGAUCUUCAAGCUCCAUUCUCGCGCAGACGUGGACAGCGUUGCCCGUGUCAUGGAGGCGCUAGGAGGGCGGGUGCGUAGACGGCUCGACUACUCUGCAUUCAAGGCAGUGUCUGCGGACCUCCCCAGCCAAGACGCGGUCGAGCAGGUUACCAAGAUGCCGAGCGUCACCGGCACUUGGCCGAUCAAGGAGGAGAGAUCGUCCACGGACUGGCUGCGUCGCGCCUCCACCGGUGCAGACAACGCGAAAGAGCUCACAAAGCGGCAGCUGCCAGUCGUCUCCUUGGGCGACGAAAGAUCCGCCAAUGUGACUCUGACAUCCCACAUUGCCAGCCAGGUGGACAAGCUCCACGCCAGGGGCCUCACGGGGAAAGGCUUCACCAUUGCCAUUGUUGACAGCAGCGUGGCUUGGGCGCACACCGCUCUAGGUGGAUGCGUAGGAGCGGGCUGUGUCGCUCACUUUGGCAAUGUUCACAAUGGAACCGUCCCGGCGCCAAGGGAUGCGAAUGACCAUGGCCCUGCCGCAAACUUGAGCGACAUCGUCUUAGCGCAAGCUGAUACGCAUCCCUUGGGGUACUCAGGCGUGGCACCCGGUGCCAAAGUUCGACUGUACGCCCCAUCCAGAAAUAGACGCCACACGCUCUACCUGGACGAUGUGCUGGAUGGUAUCUACCGCGCAUAUGGCGACGGAGCCGACAUCAUCGUCGUUUCGAACCAUGCUUCCCAGGGCGGUUGGCCCCAAAGUCCCUUUGCGGCUGCUGUGGCCGACCUUGCGGCCCGUGGCGUCGUCGUCAUCGUCGGUGCCGGCGAUGGUGGCCAGCAGGGCAUGUUUUCGCAGUCGGAUCCGUCUGCCGCGGCGGGCGCCAUUUCCGUCGGCACCAUGGGCAAUAGCGUCCAGGCCUCCGUGGCAGAGGCUGGCGAAGCGCGGUACGUUGUCAGUCGCCCGGAUGACCUGUCGCCGCACGAAGUGGCCUUUGACUACUUCCCGACCCGGUACAUGUACAACAGAGAAUUCAGAAGCACGCCGAAAAAGGUGUAUUCCACCGUUCGUCACGACGCCCUCGCCGGAGAUGCAUGUGAGCCGCUUCCGGAGACGACUCCAGACCUGAGAAACAAGAUUGUCCUUGUCCCCACGGGUGGGUGUGACGUCUUGGUCAAGGUGCGCCAUGUCGCGAGCAAGGGCGCCGAAGCGGUUCUUCUGUACCCGGGGUCAGAGGCGCCGCUUCCCACCCGCCUUGACCUGAGCGAGGAAGAUGACACGCUGCCUACCAUUGGCAUGGUCAAGUCCUGUACCGCAGAAGACAUCAUCAACGCCAUCAAGACGGGAUCGCGCGUGGAUGUGACAUUGCCAGAUCCAGGCAAGCCGACGCGCUGGGUAUAUUUUACGCAGCCAGUGGAAGCGGCCAUCAGCGACAAGACAUCAUGGGGCCCGAGUUGGGACCUGGGCCUGAAGCCGCAACUCCUCGCGGUAGGCGAGUCGAUCCUCACCGCGACACCAACUGGGUACAGUCUCCGUUCAGGAAGUGCUCUGGCAGCUGCGUUUGUCGCAGGUGCCGUCGCUCUCCUAGGCGAGGCGCGGGGCUCCCUGGACCCAGCCGUCGUUCAGAGCCUGCUGGUUUCCAACUCGCAGCCCCAGCCCUUGCGGACGGCAAAUGGCUUCAUGCCCUAUCUUGCACCGGUUGCGCAACAAGGAGGCGGCCUGCUACGGGCCUAUGAUGCCGCGUACUGCACGACAAUCCUGACGCCGUCGAGCUUGAACUUUAAUGACACCGAAAGCGACGUGCGAGGGAUUGACUUUGUGAUCCAGAAUGGUGCCACGAUCGAGGUGGUGUAUACGUUGGCUCAUUUUCCUGCGCUCACGGCCUACGCCUUCCACUCUGACGGCCAACUGGACGGCUUUCCGAAAAGGGGGCCGGAGACGGUGCCGAGCUUUGCCAGGCUAUUCUUGAAUCAUACCACCGUGACUGUUCCGGCGGGAAAGUCUGUUACCGUCCGCGUGAUGGCAUCUGACCCCAAAGGACUCGAUGCCAGUCGUCUUCCCGUCUGGUCUGGCUAUAUAUCGAUUAACGGCUCUGAUGGCUCGUCUCUUUUCCUGCCUUACCAGGGCAUCGCCGGAUCCAUCCGUAAGCGUCGCGUGCUGUCCGCAGACAGCGUUGACCUCUGGGAAGGAGGCGUCAACCGCGGGCAGUCGUCAGGACUCGUCGCCACCUUUUCGCGAAGCGGUGACCUCUUUCGCAAGCCGUCGGGCUACGACUUCGGCUUCGCAAUUACACCCGACGCCGGUAUCUCGCAGAUCCAGGCCUACGUCGCGGCGGUACCAUCAGGGCCAGGUCAUGCUACGAGCCAACCAAACUCGACAGCGCAUACUGCGCCCACGGAGAGGCAACUGCAUGGGUUUCCGCAGUUUUGGAAGCCCAAGGACGUUAAUUUCUUCACGUGGGACGGCAUGCUGGACUCUGGCGAGUACGUGCCCGAGGGAGAGUACAAGUUUGUCGUCCGGGCUCUACGAAUUUUUGGGCAUGCCGACGACGCCCGUGAUUGGGACACGAGUGACUCUGCACCAUUUCAUGUCAAGUACAACAGCACGUAG